GAUUUUUCAGGUUGCGACUUGGAGCGUUUUUUUGUGGCUUCUUUAACCCUGGCCACUGCUUUCGACGCUUUUGAGCAUACAUGCCGUAUUUGGAGCGGCUGAGAGACACUAUCUUCGCUUGAGGCGCGCUGCUUGAGUCGGUGUUGGCUAGCUACCCCUGUUCGGACGGCGACGACUAUCUCAAAUACAAGUCUUGGAGUUUGCAUGAUUCCAACAUACGGAAUUCGAAAUUCGCCUUGCCCCGAUUCUUUUCACAAUCCAGUCAAUAUGACAAGACAUCACUCCCCAGAAGACGAAUACAUCCCCUACGGCCGCGGUGGCGCGGGAAAUAUGCGUAAAUCCCAUCCGAUCCCAUUCCACACCAACCACCUCUAACACCCUCCCAGGCCGCAAGUCCGCCAUCCGCGAAUCGUGGUUCAAAAUUCUCGCGUCGGAGCCUUCGCCGUCACCCCUAGUCCUCACCUCCAGUCCCGACGACCACUACGCGGCGUCAAAAUCCGAGCCGCGGCGGCGCAGCACACAUAGUAGCAGUGCAUGGAGUACGAGUACGGCUGGGGAGCGGAAAAGCGGGUGGAGGAGGUGGCUGGGGAGGAGGAAGGAGAGUGUUGCUGAAGAGGUGGAGGGGAAGGAGGAUGUAUGAGAGGUGGGAUUGAUGCUUGGGAUAUGCUGCUGUUAGCGAUAUGAUACCACUUUUUCUUUUGGGUUUCGGUUAGCGCUACGUCAUGAUAGUGUCGAUCAAACGAAUACAAUGAAGUUCA
Messenger RNA from Parastagonospora nodorum SN15, 758 nucleotides. RefSeq lists its product as hypothetical. The record is from RefSeq and is a predicted model, not a curated record. Lineage: Eukaryota; Fungi; Ascomycota; Dothideomycetes; Pleosporales; Phaeosphaeriaceae. The coding region runs from base 205 to 375 and encodes 56 amino acids. The transcript has a single exon.